Messenger RNA from Trichobilharzia regenti, 5064 nucleotides. NCBI's taxonomy places the organism in Eukaryota, Metazoa, Platyhelminthes, Trematoda, Strigeidida, Schistosomatidae. The record is from the annotation of a GenBank genome assembly.
CCUAGAUUGAAAAGUUGGCUUAAGUAAUAAGACUAUUCGUCAAAAGCGGCAUUGUCAACCAAUUGGCAUAAAAAGAUGGAUUGAUUUAGACUUUGUGAGACAGACAUGUUUGAAUGGACUGUUUGUAUAAGUAAAUGUUGUGGACAGGAGUGUCAUGUGGUGCUCUCUAUUGGUUAUUUACGAAAUACACAUUUUAAGGUAGGACAUCAUGGUUUCCUUUAGACAUCCAAAAUACUCAGGAACAAAAACUAUUGUACAAUAAUACAAUUCUAAGGUAUGAUAUGAAUACAUAAGAACUACUAUUGGCCAUUUGAAUUUUGUGUGACGGAUAGUUAGACGUUCUGAUAUGCCACUGGAAAUAUUCUUCAGUGUACUAUACACUUUAUUUCAACACUAGUGUAGUUAGUAGUUUAAAUACGAAGCUAUCAGUGAUUAUGAAGUAACUUCAUGACUUUUAUCACCGACCUCUGUAUCACGGAUUCGAUCCUCGCCUCAUCUACCGAGCUUUAGGCAACCAGAUAUUUCGAAUAAAAAGGGUAGACACUUACUUACAUUUGAAUUUUGCCAUCUACUAAAUGGUGUAAUGUUCAAUAUCGCGUAAUUGGUUUAUACUUCAAGGUUUGAAAGUUUUGAAAUCAAGUAACAAUGCGAUAUUAUUCAAGUGGUAGAUUAAAAAAUGGUGAUUCGUCUUCAUCAUAUCCUCGAAGUAUGUACUCAUCAUCUUCGGAGACAACAAAUCCAUUUGCAGAUCCUACUAUCACAUUGAAUAAUAAUAGUAGUAAUGUACAUCACCAUCUAUCUGAUAGUAGCAAUACACUAGUCACUUCAACAUUAUCUGAUACUUAUAAUUCAAAUAAAGUUAAAUCACUCGAUGAAAAAGUUGCUAUUCUAAACGAUGAUAUGCUUCUUGAUGCUUCAAAUUCAACAGUAAAUGAUAAUUUGAGUAUUAGACGUCUACCAUUUUCACCUUCAUUGUCAAAUUUAAAGAAAGGACAAAAUCACGAAUUUUCACCAUAUCACAAUGUGAAUCCAAUUCACAGUCCUUCUGCUGUAACAUCUACUAGUGUUGGACAUUAUGAGGAUUUUGAAACUAUUGAUUGGGUCAAGGACAUAGCACGUGAUCGAUGUCGUCAUCGAGAAUUACAUAUGAACCGAAAGACAUGUUGUGGUGGAAUAAAAGCCUGUUGGGAUUCAGCAUCUGGAUGGUUUUGUGUAUUGUGUGUUGGUUUGCUAACGGGUUUCAUUGCCUGUGUUAUUGACAUCGGAUCUACUUGGAUGUCUGAUUUAAAAGAAGGCGUUUGUUUGGACGCCUUUUGGUUCAACCGGGAACAAUGUUGUUGGUCAUCAAGUCAAGCAGAUGAUGUCUGUGAUGAGUGGUUUACAUGGUCUCGUUUAUUCAUAAGUAAAGAUCCAACUGGUGAACAUCCAGAUGCUUAUUUUGUUGGUUAUUUAUUCUAUAUUAUCUAUGCUGUGUUAUUUGCAUUGGUCUGCGUAUUCCUUGUUCGAAUGUUUGCUCCAUACGCUUGUGGUAGUGGUAUUCCUGAAAUUAAAACUAUUCUUGGAGGAUUCAUUAUUCGGGGUUAUUUGGGGAAAUGGACUCUUUUAAUAAAAUCAGUCGGUAUGAUACUUGGAGUUGGUGCUGGUUUAAAUCUUGGUAAAGAAGGUCCUAUGGUUCAUAUGGCUGCAUGUGUUGGAAAUAUAUUUGCUUAUUUCUUUCCUAAAUAUGGUCAAAAUGAAGCUAAAAAACGUGAAAUUUUAUCAGCUUCAGCAGCUGCUGGUGUGGCUGUAGCAUUCGGUGCACCCAUCGGUGGUGUUCUCUUCUCCCUAGAAGAAGCUAGUUACUACUUUCCAAUGAAAACAAUGUUUCGAUCAUUUUUCUGUGCAAUGGUCUCAGCUAAUGUCCUGCGUAUAUUGAAUCCUUAUGGAAGUGAUAAUAUGAUUAUGUUCUAUGUUGAUUAUCAAGCACAAUGGCAUGUUAUGGAAUUAUUUCCGUUUGCAUUACUUGGAUUACUUGGAGGCAUUUUUGGCACUAUUUUCAAUCGGGCAAAUCUAUAUAUUUGUCGUUUGCGAAAAUCUACUUGGUUAGGUCAAUAUCCUGUUCGUGAAGUACUUGUUGUGUCUUUAAUUACUGCGGUCUUAUCAUUUCCACAUACUUACCUUCGUAUGAAUACAAGUGAACUGAUUAAACUUCUUGUUAGUCGAUGCUCACCAGGAUCUGAUUCUUCUUUGUGUGAUUAUCGUUACAAUACAAGUAAUCCUCUCGCUACAGUUUUACAAAAUUAUCCUGCUGGACCGACAUUAUCAACAGCUGUGGUAUUGUUGGCAAUUGCCUUGAUUCUAAAACUUAUCUUAACUGUCUUUACAUUUGGUAUCAAAGUGCCGACUGGAUUAUUCAUCCCAUCCUUAGCAGCUGGUGCUAUUAUGGGUCGAAUGUUGGGCAUAGCUACGGAACAAUUUGUUGUAGCACAUGCAUCACAUCCGCUUAUUGAAAAAAUGUGCAAAUCAUCACAACCGUGUAUUAAUCCAGGCCUGUAUGCUAUGGUUGGUGCAGCAGCGACACUUGGCGGUGUUACAAGAAUGACAAUAUCACUAGUUGUAGUGAUGCUAGAGUUAACUGGAGGAUUGAAUUAUAUUAUCCCGUUAAUGAUUGCAGCUAUGGUUAGUAAAUGGACUGGUGAUAGAUUGACUAAUGGCAGUAUAUAUGAAGAGCAUAUUCGAUUGAACGAUUAUCCUUAUCUUGGAGCUUAUGAUGAAUUGGAUAGUAUGUUAGUUGCAGCUGAUGUAAUGCAACCGCGUAGAGAUUCUGGUUCUCCACUUUAUGUUGUCACACAAUAUGAUAUGACAGUUAGUGAUGUUGACCAAUUGAUAAGUGGAUGUGAUGUUAAAGGAUUUCCUGUUGUUGUUUCUCAAGAGUCACCUUAUCUGGUUGGUUGGGUAUCAAGAAGAGAAUUACGAUGGGCAAUGGAUCGUGAACGAAAAUAUGAUCCAAAUAUUGUAGAUGAUUCACCAGUAUACUUUGCAUCAGUUCAACAAGUGAAUAUAAAUGAUACUCAUGAAUUGACACCUGUUAAUCUCCAAAAUAUUGUUGAUUUGUCUCCGACAACAGUGUCUGACCAAACACCGAUGGAAACAGUUCUAGAUUUCUUCAGAAAAUUAGGUCUUCGUCAGAUUAUUGUUACACGUAAUGGAUGUCCUUUGGGUGUGUUAACCAAAAAAGACAUUCUUCGUCAUGUGCGACAUCACAAUCCAAACAAUCGUUGAUCAUGAAAAUAACAAAUUCUCACAUUAUAUUUCGCCAACUUGAUAUUUUCAGUCAUAAACUGUACUAUUUUUUUGUGUGUUUAGUUAUGCAUCUAUAAUUUGUGCGAUUAUUUUCAUUCUCCAGCUUCAUUUUAUCUUCCGGUCGCCUUCUACUAGGCUUUCUUUUUUUUAAAAAAAUCUCUCAAGUAUAUGUAAUUUCCUUCUCUUUCAUUAUUUGUUUCAAAUGUAUGAAUGCGUCAUAUUAUUUUUGUUUUUCUUCUUUCACAUUUAAUUCAUCAUAUUAUUUAUUUUGAAGAAAUAAUAAUACCUUCUACUUAUUGCCUUGUGAUAUAUUCUAGUUUAUCUGGUAUUGAAAUAUAUUAUGGUGAACUGAAAUUCAACUAAUGUGUCACGUAUACAUAAAUCCAGUUAUCUCCAUACUUUUUCUGUCAUGUUCACUGCUGUGAUCCAUAAACACUAUACAGUGUUAAAAAAACGCUGAUAAAAAGAUUUGUAAUUGAUAUAUUCUUGAAUUAUUGACGAUAUCUUCACCUGUCGUCAGAUUCUGGGACAUAAGCAUAGUUACUGACGUCUAACAACUGCCAUGUAUCUUAACCUGAAGGUACCAUUUGACUCUAUCGGUAAAAAGGUGUUUUGGUAAUGUCUGCCUGUGAAUGCAGCUCCGAGAAAGUAUAUUCCCUCUGCUUGAACUAAUGCAUCCGUGGGAGAGCUUAUUGAAAGUCGUCAUCUAAAUUGGUAUCAAAAAUAUGUAAUGCCUCCGCUUUUGUUUAUUUUUAUCAUAAAUGUACUAAUCGAUGUGACCCUAGGAAAAUAUACCGACUCCGAGAUUGACUAGUUACGAUGGAACAGUGUUGUCGAUUUAAAGCAUGUAGAUGAUAAUGUGAUGAUGACAACAUACAAAGUCUUCUGAACACCUUGAGAAGAAAUCUUGGUAUGCUUAGUGUGCGAUUCAUUCCUACCAAAUGUAAGCUAUGAUCAUUAAUGAAAACACAAGCUUGGUACAUUAUGAGUACAAAGAGGUGUGCCUUACAACAGUAUACAAAGUUUAUUUCAAUCUAUCUGUACGGUACACUGUUUAUGAACACACCCAAAUCGCAAGGUGAACCUGGUGACACACCAUAGUUUGACAGGAUUCCAGAAAUGUACUCCAAAGAAAAGGUAGUCCUCUGUGCAUCCUUGCCUUCGGAAAGUGACAGGAGUCUGAUGAGUCCGAGUCACGGCCUCACCGUAGGAUACCAGGUAACGCCACGGUGAUGGAUAUGCCGAAAGUUGGCGCUGGCUAGAAAAACGUCGUGAUCCGCUCAAAGCUGUAGGAUACAGUCCUCAUCAUCUGACCUGUGGCCAUGUAGACCCACCUGAUCACCCAGACAAUUCUCAUUAGGGGAUCAGAGAAAUCCUCCAAUUCAGUUUAACCUCGGCCAUUUCUCCCGCAACCAUCAGUCUGAUUAUAUUAGCUGCUAAACCAUAUGAUGGAAAAUUGCAUUUUAAAGGCGUAGUAACCUAGUUUCUGCAAGGGGAGUCGCCAACUUCGAAGACAUUAUCCAGUAAUUCCAAGCAGCCUGGGUCCUGCAGAUGUGAGUUGGAUUGACCCUCUUGUCUUGUCAUUGUUACAGAUUAAAUUGUUUGACCUCUAUCCACACUCUGGCUUGUUAUAAUGUUCCUGAUUUCUAGUGUAUGUAUGUCUACCAAAGAACACAGCGAGCAACUGACUCCUGAUCAAAUCAAUGAUGAAACCUUGAGAAUCUGCAGUCUGUUGAUGAUUAAAUAAGGAAGAGCGUGUUGAGAGUAGCUGGGUGAAAGUGA